Molecule: messenger RNA, 861 nt
Organism: Symbiodinium sp. CCMP2456
Lineage: Eukaryota; Dinophyceae; Suessiales; Symbiodiniaceae
Source: the annotation of a GenBank genome assembly
AUGGGUCUGGCUUGCCGAAAGUUGCGCCAUGGCUCAGCAGAAGCCGGACAGCCAUUUCUGUCGGACACAAAUCCCUGGCGACUCUUCCAGUGCCUCAGUCAAGUUUGGCAUGCGCUGGAGAGCCGUGCUCGUGGCAGCCGAAUUGAGAACUCUGUGCCUUCUAAUCUGACGUGGCUGCUGUGGAUUUCAAUAGAUCCGCGGAGCGGCAACAUUAUUCCUUACCCGAAGGAGGUGAGUAGACUCCUGGAAGCCGCACGCCAACGUGGUGAUGCGUGCGUGAGUCUGGGAAGCAGGUUCUUCGACGCGCACGUGGAGUUGGGCUCUGCACCGAUGCAGCGCACAGGGCGGGGCAGCCGCGAUGUUCGUCGCUUCUCCCUGCCAAGCCCGACGGAGCCUAUUCGUCUUCACGUCGCGCACACAAGGCAUCGGUGGCGGAUCGUCGAGGCGGAUGCCCAAAAUGCGGAGGAGCGGGUGGCUUCCCUGCCUGAGGAGGUGCUCGGCAGCGCCGAGCUAUCGGAGACCGUCACGCCUCCUGCUGAGGCAUCGCCCAGGCCGCGGGAGGACGACGCAGAGACGGGUCUCUGGCAGUGGUGCAAAGCCUUGCAAGUGGCUCCAGGACAGGCCGAGUUCCUGGAGGAGACUGAGUGGGGGCUCUAUGGUGAAGAGCAGAACACUGCCAUAGAAGCGGCUUAUCGUGCUGGACACGAGCAGGUAGACAUCACAGUCGGAGUACGUCAGUACCAAAUUGUUUUCGGUCCGGAAAAAGGCUUUGCCCAGCAGAAGGACCCUCGCCUGCGCAAACGGCGCUUGGUGCGGCGCCGCGGAGUCCAAAGCGAGGAGCUCCGCAGGCGUCUGGAAGAG